Molecule: messenger RNA, 255 nt
Organism: Clunio marinus
Lineage: Eukaryota; Metazoa; Arthropoda; Insecta; Diptera; Chironomidae
Source: the annotation of a GenBank genome assembly
AUGAAAUCAGCAAGAAUGAAUCAAGAAAAUUCAAAUGUAUUAAAAAGCAAGAAAGAAAUGUCUAAAAAUAAAAAACGCCAGGAUAUUUAUAACAACGUGACAAUGGGUUUAGCAGGUCUGAAUCCUACUUUGAAGACAAAUAGAGUUGACUUAAAUGCGAAAACAAUUUGUCAAUCCUUUCAUAAGCAUAGCAAAAAGUUGAAACAAAUUAACAAGAUCUUGCAAGAUUUAAUAAAUAAUGAGCCAAAAAAUUAA